This is a messenger RNA of Bursaphelenchus okinawaensis, 1683 nucleotides long. The record is from the annotation of a GenBank genome assembly. NCBI's taxonomy places the organism in Eukaryota, Metazoa, Nematoda, Chromadorea, Rhabditida, Aphelenchoididae.
AUGCCGGACUAUCUUGGAGAUGAUAUGCGCAAGAACAAGAAGGAUCCUACAAAGGAAGAGGAGGAAAAGACUUUUCAAGGUAAUAUUUUGUCUUUUUGUUUUUGAUUUUAGGUGAUAAUUGGGAUUUUCUUAGCUUUUUUUGUAUUUUUGAGUCAAAAUGGAUUCGAACGGCUAAAACAAUAUAAUUUUUAGCACUGGACGAGGGAGAUAUUGCCAUUCUGAAGAGAUAUGGACAAGGCCCUUAUGCCGAACAGUUGAAACAGUUAGAAGGCGACAUUGAUAGCUGUUUGAAGCGAGUAAACGAGCUUUGUGGUGUAAAAGAAAGUGACACUGGGUUGGCGCCUCCAGCUUUGUGGGAUAUUGCGGCUGAUAAACAAGCAAUGCAACAGGAACAGCCUUUGCAAGUCGCUAGAUGUACAAAGAUUAUUACUGGUGAGGGUCAUGAUCCAAGAUACUUGAUCAAUGUCAAGCAAUUUGCCAAGUUUGUUGUUGACCUUGCUGACACCGUUGCUCCGACUGAUAUUGAAGAAGGCAUGAGAGUUGGUGUUGACAGGAACAAGUACCAGGUAUUUUUUGACAAUUUUUUUGUUUUUCUUAAUGUCUUUCUUAAUUUUGGUAUAAUUUUGUUGUGUUAAGUUAUUCAAAUUACUAUAAUAUCAUGAAGAACAUAGUCUAAAAUUCUUUCUCGAAAUUAUUUUUUUUUUUUUAAUAGUAUAUGUUGUUUUACAGAUUCACUUACCACUUCCGACCAAAAUUGACCCAACUGUUACAAUGAUGCAGGUCGAAGAGAAGCCAGAUGUUACUUAUGCUGAUAUCGGUGGCUGCAAGGAACAGAUCGAAAAGUUGAGAGAAGUUGUUGAAACUCCAUUACUUCACGUAAGUUUUAAAUAGCUUAUUUUAAAAAUAUUUUUUAGGAAUUAUUGUACUUGAAUAUAUCCUUGAAGCAGUGUUUAUAUAACCUUCAUUUUUUAGCCAGAACGUUUCGUCAACUUGGGUAUUGAACCUCCAAAGGGUGUACUAUUGUAUGGUCCACCUGGUACCGGAAAAACGUUGUGUGCUCGAGCUGUAGCCAACAGAACUGACGCUUGCUUCAUUCGUGUCAUCGGCUCGGAGCUGGUCCAAAAGUACGUAGGAGAAGGUGCUCGUAUGGUCAGAGAACUGUUCGAAAUGGCAAGAACCAAGAAGGCCUGUCUAAUCUUCUUCGAUGAAAUCGAUGCCGUUGGUGGAGCCAGAUUUGACGACGGUAUGGGCGGCGACAACGAGGUACAAAGAACCAUGUUGGAGUUGAUCAACCAGUUGGACGGUUUCGAUCCAAGAGGAAACAUUAAGGUAUUGAUGGCCACCAACAGACCCGACACCUUGGAUCCUGCUCUAGUUCGUCCCGGUCGUCUGGACCGUAAAAUCGAGUUUGCAUUGCCAGAUCUGGAAGGCCGAGCUCACAUCUUCAAGAUCCAUGCCAAACAAAUGAGUGUGGAACGAGACAUCAGAUACGAUCUCUUGGCCCGUCUGUGUCCCAAUGCUACUGGUGCCGAAAUCAGAUCCGUGUGCACGGAAGCCGGCAUGUUCGCUAUCAGAGCUAGAAGAAAGAUGGCGACCGAAAAGGACUUCCUCGAAGCCAUCAACAAGGUCAUCAAGGUCUACGCUAAGUUCUCGGCCACUCCAAGAUACCUAACACAUAACUGA